Pocillopora verrucosa is the source of this 1487-nucleotide messenger RNA. Its product is annotated as protein usf-like. Gene Ontology annotation, molecular function: hydrolase activity. NCBI's taxonomy places the organism in Eukaryota, Metazoa, Cnidaria, Anthozoa, Scleractinia, Pocilloporidae. The record is from RefSeq and is a predicted model, not a curated record.
CGUGACUAGAACAAACUUGCUGAGUCACUUGGCAGCAAGGAUUAGUUACAUAAUCGCUUGAUUAUCAACCUUUUAGAAGACAACAGCAAGUGACGGCGAACAUGUUACUCCUGGAAGAACUCCCAGGGUUUCUAACAGUCUUGAUAAACCUGCACAUGAGGUUCGACUCGACAUACGUACAGAAAGAACCCGUAAAUUUUACUUCGCUGAAUCCUGUCGGUGAUUGCCCCGGAUCACUGAACGGAGCAAUGCGAGACCCAGACAAAUGUCUUGUUGUCAUCCAAGAAUGGUGGGGCAUGAACGAGCAGAUAAAACAACAAGCGUUAGAUAUAGCCGGUUUGGGAAGUAUGACGACAAUUGUACCUGAUUUAUACCGGGGAAUAGUGGCUGAGAACAGCACGGAAGCGUUCCAUCUUGUAACCAACUUGGAUUACGCGGGUGCCAUCCAGGAUAUUAAAGGUGCGGCACAGUACCUUCUAAAACAAGGUUGCAGGAAAGUUGGUGUUACUGGCUUCUGCAUGGGAGGUGCCUUAUCACUCGCCGCCGCAGCUCUUGUGCCAGAAAUCUCUGCCGCUGCACCGUUUUAUGGCAUUCCUGAUCCUCGGCUCGCAAACAUGUCUACCAUUAAAAUACCGGUGCAGUGUCACUUUGGCAAAUUAGACCGAUCCAACACAGCUAACAUUACAGAAUAUACCAAGCUCAGGCAACAACUGGACGCCGGAGACGUGAAUUACGAAUUCUAUGAAUACGAAGCUGGUCACGCUUUCACCAAUCCGCACAGCAGAAAUUAUAACGAAUCCAUAGCUGAGCUGUCGAUUGGUCGAAUGAUUGACUUCAUGAAAAAACAUUUAGGAGGUUCAGGAAAGUGAUGAACACCCUGUGGGAAACAAUCAACCAUUCUUUCGCUUACUUCCUAUUCUUAAUGUAGGCACAAUAAGCUGCUUAAGCACUGAGUCAGCGAUUAGAAAUAAGAGAGCACACUGGGUCGCAGUGGUUCGAGCCCUGGGAUUUUAACUACCAUGGGAGUUCUUUUUUUCACAGCCCUAAAAGCACUAUUGAUUAGUUACUGCCAUCAUUAUUGUAAUUAUUAAUUUUUUUCACCGCUACAAAUUUAUGCCGGCCUGGAUUAUUGAUUUAUAAAACAUACAUGGCUUUGACUUCGUUAAACUGUGAUGAAAAAAAAAAGUAACAAAACGAAAAACGUUGUGUCUCAAGAUGUCUUUCAGCUCAGUAAGUAAUAAGCAAAGAAUCUUUUUGAGUGAUCUCGUCGCAUUGGUGUAUCAAGACAGUCUGACAGAUCAGGCGGAGAUAGUAUAACGCAUGCGCUUUCUUUUCUUCAAAUACUAAGGCGGCUGGUCACUUGAACCAUUCCAACAGGAGAUUAUAAACUGAAAAAAUCUCAUGAACUGAAAUAAUUCUCAAAUACUGGGUUGUGUACAACACAAUAGUGUAAACAUAAAAAAAUUCAAACAUUUAUAUACAAAUAC